UCCACACGAUUAUCCACAGGACUCAACAUGGAAAAGCAAUUGACAUGCAUGUGUUAAAAAUCAAAAAUAUCCUCAAGACACCCUACAGAGCUUCUCCAUGGCUCGAAAUGGAAUUUCAUCCUGAAUUAACUCUGAACCCAUGCUAUGAACAACACCAUGAUUGUGUUUCUGCUAGUAUAUCUGUUAUGCACCUUAUCUAGAGCACUAAGAGCAGUUCUGUCCUAGGAUAAGUUCGCAUUUCAGAAACAGUCUGAAUCUGUGAUUACGAGGCGUGUAGAAUAAUAAAUAAAAAUGUUAAAAUAUUUUCGACGAGCUGCAAAAAUGAACAAAGACAGCGGAGAGCUUAAGGAAUAUCAACCUUUACUUAAAGAUUUCAAAGAACCACCUCAACAAAUAAAGGUUCCCAGUAAGUCUCUUCUUCUGGCUGUCUGGGCGGCUGGCAUUGGUGGAACGUUUCAGUAUGGCUACAAUAUAUCGAUCAUAAAUGCACCUACCAAGGCUGUGCAGAACUUCAUUAAUCAGACAUGGACUGAGCGCUACAACACUGAAAUCUCCACACAGGUGCUCACUCUCCUCUGGUCCACCAUAGUGUCCAUAUUCACUCUCGGUGGACUUGUGGGAGCGUCUGUGGGGGGAACUCUGGCCAUUAGAUUUGGAAGGAAAGGGACAUUAUUGUUCAACAACACUUUUGCUCUGUUGGCUGCUUUCUUCAUGGGCUUGAGUUAUCCUGCCAGCUCUUUUGAGCUUUUAAUCGUUGGACGUUUUUUGACGGGAGUAAACGCAGGUAUCGCAAUAUGUGUUCAGCCUUUGUAUAUUGGUGAGAUCGCACCUAGAGCUCUGCGUGGUGCUAUGGCGAUGGGAACUUCCAUUUUCAUCACCGGAGGGAUCCUAACAGGACAAGUGAUUGGCCUCAAUGAGCUGUUAGGUAAGGAAGCGUACUGGCCCAUCCUCUUGUCCACCAUCUGUAUUCCAGCCAUAAUGCAGCUGCUGACUCUGCCCUGGUUCCCCGAGAGCCCUCGCUACCUGCUCAUCGACCGCGGAGAUGACGUCGCGUGCAGAAAGGCUCUAAUGUGGUUCCAUGGCCCGGAUAAAUACCACGGAGAAAAGGAGGACAUGGAGACAGAGAGGAUCAGUGCCCUUGGAAUUAAACCCAAAAAGCCCUGGGAGCUUUUUACGGAUACCAGUCUUCGCUGGCAGCUCCUGACCCUCUUCAUGAUUCACACUUUCCAGCAACUCAAUGGCAUCAAUGCGAUUUAUUUCUAUGCAGACUACGUGUUCAACCAGGCGGGGAUUCCAGCUAACAAGAUUCCGUACGCUACAGUGGGAACUGGAGCUUGUGAGUGCAUCACCGCACUGACGUGUGGUCUUCUCAUCGAAUCUUUGGGAAGAAGAGCUCUGAUUAUUGGUGGAUACACUCUCAUGAGCGUGUGCUGUGUCUGUUUCACCAUCACCCUCACUUUUCAGGAGUCCAGCCCAUGGGUUCCCUACCUUAGUAUGGUCUGUGUUUUUGCCUUCAUUCUCAGUUUUGGCCUUGGACCAGGUGGUGUGACAAAUAUUUUAACAACAGAGCUGUUUACCCAAACUGAUCGAGCUGCUGCGUACAUGAUCGGCGGCUCUAUCAACUGGAUGGCUUUCUUCUUCAUCGGCAUGAUUUUUCCAUUUAUUGUGAAUGGACUAAAGCAGUACUGCUUCCUUGUUUUCCUGGUUAUCUGUUGCUUGGUGGCCACUUACAUCUUCUUUGUGGUCCCUGAGACCAAGAACAAGACCUUUCUGGAGAUUCAGAACGAGUUUCACUCUAAAAAGAAGCUCGUUGCUGCCAAUGGUACCGAGGGCCCUCUACUGUCCACACCGAUGUAAAACACACAAUACAUUUACAAAGCACUGUGUUUUAAAGGGCUUUAUAAUGUCUGUGUACUUAUGUAUCAAAGUGCCAAAAUACCUGGAAAUGUAAAACCAGAAAAGAUCUAUAUAAAAUUUCUAAUUUGCGACACAGACACCGCACUACAUCAUGUGCCUUCAAAAUGAAUACUGCCUUUUACAUCAAGGAAAGUCACAUGAUGGGAGGGACUUUGGAUGAGUUUUAUACAAAUGAAUAUGGUUUAAACUACUAUGCAGAAAUAGGCUACUAUAAAGAACUAUUCAGAAUCUGGUUUCUGUCAUUCUUUUUAUCACUAAUUCUGUAAAAUGGAUCCAUAUGAUCUUAAGCAAGAAACAUGUCAUAAAAUCACUGAAUGAAUCAUGCUUCAAUUUAUUUUCAUGUCAACAACAGUUUUGGCAAUAAAGGAAAUGU
Messenger RNA from Labeo rohita (rohu), 2290 nucleotides. It is a transcript of the gene slc2a11b, whose product is annotated as solute carrier family 2 member 11b. Gene Ontology annotation, cellular component: membrane. Gene Ontology annotation, biological process: monosaccharide transmembrane transport. The transcript is spliced from 12 exons. The coding region runs from base 292 to 1857 and encodes 521 amino acids. The record is from RefSeq and is a predicted model, not a curated record. Gene Ontology annotation, molecular function: hexose transmembrane transporter activity. NCBI's taxonomy places the organism in Eukaryota, Metazoa, Chordata, Actinopteri, Cypriniformes, Cyprinidae.